AUGUCUGUACAGCACCGCUUGGUCCAGCUGUCAGCCGCGUCGCUCGCUGUUGUGCUCUGCCGGGACGAGGACAGCAAAUACAGCGCGAGCAGCACCAAUGGACAGGGUGUGUUUGCGGACUUUAAAUCGCAAAAUUCGCGAAGCUUCUGGAAUAAAAGACUCGUGAAGGCGGUGUCGGAAGUUUCCUUCCAGGGAUGGCUGGAGAACUACGUGCUUCUCGUCCAGGGCAAUGCCAAUAACCUGGAGGUGUUGAGGGAAGCGUGGAUGCGCAGGGCGCUGAGGUCGCCCGAAGGAUACACGAUCAGAGCAGUGGGUGUCGCUGCUUCUGGGAGGCAUCUGGUUUGCCCACUCCAAACACGAAGCAGACUGUUUGAGUGGGAAUGCGCUCUUGACUGUGAGAUAUCACAGACCGUUACAGCUCAUUGCAGUGAGCCUGUUUGUGCAGAUGGUGGCAGGGAUGGACAUUUCGUUGAGGAACAUACUCAUCACAAACCCACCAGAACCACAUACAGGUCGCAUGAAUACAGAUGGCAGCCUUCUGAUCACCAGAUCCUUCAGAAAGGUGCUAGCCCCAGACAAGAAGUGCAGGGUCUGAGGAAAAGACUACAAGAAUCCAGUUUGGGAGAUGAUGAACAAACCGAAGCCCUGGAAAGCAGUAUUUUUGAUUACUGUCAGGCAAGCGAAGUGGAGUCCGAUUCUGAUACCAUACAUAAAUCUGCAGAUGAAGCAGAAGCUGGCAAAUCUAACCACUGGAUCUGUCACCCAGAAUUAAAAGACUGCCAUCAGAGAACAAAUGAGACAUCUGAGGAUGCUGGCAACUUCAGUGCAAGCCUAAAUGGCCCUACAGGGGCCUGUGCAGGAGAAACCACAGAGAGUCAGAGUUACACAGCUGAUAGCGGGAUUGACUCUCCAAGGACACAUAUGAGUGUAGCUUGCAGUGACUCAGCAAUACUUAAAGGACUGAAGCAUCGUGGUUUCCUGCAGAACCUUGAAAAGCUCCACUCCAAUGGCAUUCACCCUCAGAGUUCAUUACUCAAACUUACACCUGUUAUGAAUGUUUAAGGAAAUAAAAUGUAGCUCAGCAUCUGAGUUUAGUUAUAUAAUGUAAAAAAAAUUAUAUAAUUCCACAAAUGUAAAUAUACUGCCCCACCCCUCAUGAAAAAACAAACAAACUAAGAACUGAAUGUAGGUAGUGUGUUUAUAUACUUAAUUCAUUACAGUUUUACAUUUGAACUGAUUAAUUGUUUUUGUACAUGGAUUCUUUGUUGUUCAGAGAGAAAGUCUGAACAUUACGAGGAAUAAACCUCUAUUAUCUAUGUACAAAUGGUAGGUAA
Molecule: messenger RNA, 1334 nt
Organism: Sinocyclocheilus grahami
Lineage: Eukaryota; Metazoa; Chordata; Actinopteri; Cypriniformes; Cyprinidae
Product: storkhead-box protein 1-like
Exons: 4
Coding region: 1-1062 (353 amino acids)
Biological process (GO): regulation of transcription by RNA polymerase II
Cellular component (GO): cytoplasm; nucleus
Molecular function (GO): RNA polymerase II transcription regulatory region sequence-specific DNA binding
Source: RefSeq, a predicted model, not a curated record